AUGAAUUCUAUUUUCCUAAUGGCAUCGCCUUUUCUCACAAUGCGUUUACUCGUUUUUUGCUGCGAUUGAUAGUUAUACUCAAAUAUGGCGGCUCCCACCGGCGGAUCUGGUGUUGUAGUACCUCGUAAUUUCCGUCUCCUGGAAGAAUUGGAGCAGGGACAGAAAGGCGUAGGUGAUGGAACAAUCAGCUGGGGAUUAGAAGAUGACAGUGAUAUGACUUUAACUCAAUGGACUGGAAUGAUUAUUGGACCACCACGGACACCUUAUGAAAACAGAAUAUACAGUUUGAAAGUAGAAUGUGGUAGUAAUUAUCCUGAUGAACCUCCAACUGUUAGAUUUAUAUCUAAAAUUAAGAUGACUGGUGUUAGUGAAAGCUCUGGCACUGUGGAUAAAAGAAGCCUUCCUGUAUUAAGUCACUGGCAGAGAAACUACUCCAUUAAAACAGUCCUUCAAGAGCUUCGGAGAGCAAUGACUUUAAAAGAAAAUCAAAGGCUAAGUCAACCUCCUGAAGGCUCUGCUUUUUAGCCUCCAUGCACAUAGUAUGGGUUCGAACGACUAUUCUGUUUGUUGCCAGGCAUUCCGUUGCUUGGUACUUUUUUUGCCCAAGUGGACUACAGGAAGUAAAAGAUUCAAGUCUUUUUGUACAUUAAAUGCUUUACACUACCUUGUUGGGCUCCCUCCACUGCUCUAUGUGGACACUGCAGAUUGUCUUAAUUAUGAAAGCAAGGUACUAGUAAAUGCAAUUAAUCAGCUUUAAAUAAAAGAAACCUUAUGGGAAAAUAAAUAAAAAAAAGUUAUUAAAAGUUCACACAUGCAUUAGCACGCGAUUUUGCGAAUGAUACUUAAAACUAUUGUGCCUUUUGUUCUUGCAUAUACUGUAGAUAUUAAAAGGCACAUUGGCUAAGAUGUAGCUGUUAUUUUUAAUUUUUACAUUUUCAUUUUGAGAUGAAGAAUGCCAUACAAAAAAAAAAGCUGUAAUUAAAAAUUUUAUAUCGGUGUAUGUACAAUUUCGUGUGCUUGCAUGUUAUUUCUCUUCACAUAUGUAUUCCUUUCAAACCAAGUACCAAUAUUUUUUUUUCUAUGACUGUUUAAAUUAUGAUUAUGAUAGUUUUUAUUUAACAAAUUGUAUUUGUGUCAUGACACAUUUAUGUUGGAUUUUUUUUGUUUCAAGUAUGUUUUAACUAAGAUUCCAGGAUCCAUUAAUGAAAUGUAUGGAGCUUCUCUCGUCUUGGUUUUCAUGAUGGAUUCAUCAUCUGAUUACACUGAAAAGACUUCGAAUAAAAGUUUAAUUUUAAUAAAUUAGUUUUCUUACCUC
Messenger RNA from Argiope bruennichi, 1315 nucleotides. It is a transcript of the gene Uev1A, whose product is annotated as ubiquitin-conjugating enzyme E2 variant 2-like. Gene Ontology annotation, biological process: DNA damage tolerance; protein K63-linked ubiquitination. Lineage: Eukaryota; Metazoa; Arthropoda; Arachnida; Araneae; Araneidae. The transcript has 4 exons. The record is from RefSeq and is a predicted model, not a curated record. Gene Ontology annotation, cellular component: nucleus. The coding region runs from base 85 to 525 and encodes 146 amino acids.